CUUAAACUAUUGACUAUUGUAUUUCAUGUUGCUUAUUAUUAUCUGUUGAUAGCACUAUAUACAUACAGAUAAUAAUUUGUUUAUUAUUAUUGUUUUAAAAAUGUGUUCAGAGAGCCCAAAAAUGGUUGCCAACGAAGAAACGUUUGAUGAAAAUAGUUUGGCCGAGUCCAAUCACAAGGAACAAUAUAAAGAAAUGAAAAGAAAAUUGAGACUUCUGGUAUAUGAAAACGAAAUCUUUCAACAGACCCUGAAAACAACCCAACGGAAACUUCUAAAAGCGUCACGAGAUAAAAAUGUUCUACUAGAUAGACUGAUACAGUAUGAAAUGGUAGAACUCAGCAGUAGUGAUGAUGAAUUAACUGAGUCAUCAGAUGAAGGCGAUUCUAUCAAACCAGAACCUAAAAAACGAAAAGAAGCACCAGCAAACAACUCUUCAAGUGGAAUCAGUAAACAAUCUAUUAGUCCCCAAAGGACUACUCCAACUCCAGCCAAAAAACGAAAACCUUCUACUCCAAAAGUUUCAAAGUUGGCACCAGUGUCACUUCAAUCAAACGAAUCUCAUUCUAACAGUGUACUGUCAACAACUGAAAGUAGCAAAACAAUGGCUGAAACUAAAACAGGAACCAAUUUCAAUCAACACGGUUUAUCAACAGACAUGUUUAAUGAUACUUUUUCAGGAAAAAGUGAAUCAAACAGCAUGUAUGACAUGGAAACAUCACCUAACAACAUUGCAGAGGACAUGAUCAAUGUCGAUAGUAUAGGAAAAUAAUUUACUCAACAAUUUCAUUUUAUUUGAACUUAUAAUUUUAUUGUUAAAUAUUGUACAUUACAUUUGUA
Messenger RNA from Melanaphis sacchari, 837 nucleotides. RefSeq names its product INO80 complex subunit E. The transcript has 5 exons. Bases 101 to 769 code for a protein of 222 amino acids. NCBI's taxonomy places the organism in Eukaryota, Metazoa, Arthropoda, Insecta, Hemiptera, Aphididae. The record is from RefSeq and is a predicted model, not a curated record. Gene Ontology annotation, cellular component: Ino80 complex; nucleus. Gene Ontology annotation, biological process: chromatin remodeling.